AGAAUAAGAAGAAACUUAAUUGACAGCUAAUGUGAGGCUAUCUUCACUUUGUGUUUCUACUUUAUUUAUCUAUGAAUUAAUUAUUGUAAAGUAAACUGUAAAAAACUAUUUAUAAUAGUCAAAAAUCAAGUUUAAUCAAAUGGAAGUAAAACAAGAAAACAACGAGGAAGCUUGUAAAGUAGAACUAGAGUAUAAUGAUUUGGAUAAUGCUCUUUUGGAUGGUUUUAAAUGUGAAAUUCAGGAAGAAUCAAAUAGGCAAAGUACACAUGAUACAUAUAAUUAUUUAGACUUAAAAGAACCUCCCAUAAAUACUAAAAUAGAACCACAUGGGAAUAAACUUAACCAAUUUGAAGAAAACCAAAAAGCUGAAAAAGGUUAUCCCCAAGAGGAAAACAAAAUGGAGACACUAAUCAGACAUUCAUCUAAUGAAGCAAAUUUGAUAAUUCCAUAUGCUGAAGGUAAAACAUUCAAUCAGAAUAUGAAAGUUGAGACUAGACAAAGACUUUACAAGUGCGAAAUUUGUUUUAAGCAAUUUAGUAAAUCAAGUCAUUUGAAACCACAUUUGAGAUCUCACACUGGAGAAAAACCUUACAAGUGUGAUAUUUGUUUUAAGCAGUUUACUACAGGAAGUUCUUUAAAAAGACAUUUGAGAUCGCACACUGGAGAAAAACCUUACGAGUGUGAUAUUUGUUGUAAGCAGUUUACUCAGGAAGGUUCUUUGAAAAAACAUUUGAGAUUGCACACUGGAGAAAUACCAUACAAGUGCGAAAUUUGUUUAAAGCCGUUUACUAAUUUAAAAAUACAUUUAAGAUUGCACACUGGAGAAAAACUUUCCAAGUGCGAAAUUUGCUGUAAACAGUUUACUACAAAAGGUUCAUUGAACGCACAUUUGAAAUUGCACACUGGAGAAAAACCUUACAAGUGCGAAAUUUGUUUGAUGCAGUUUUCCCGGAAACAUCAUUUGGACAUUCAUGUGAGAGUGCACACUGAACAAAAACCUUACAAGUGUGAAAUUUGCUGUAAACAGUUUACUACAAAAGGUUCAUUGAACACACAUUUGAGAGUGCACACUGGAGAAAAACCUUACAAGUGUGAAAUUUGUUUAAAGCAGUUUUCGCAGAAAAUUCAAUUGGACUUUCAUGUGAGAAUGCACACUGGAGAAAAACCUUACAAGUGCGAAAUUUGUUUAAAGCAGUUUACUGAUAAUUCUAAUUUAAAAAUACAUUUGAAGGUGCACACCGGUGCAUCGAAUCGCUUUAAACAAAUUUCACACUUUACAAGUGUGAAAUUUGUUUAAAGCGAUUUACUAAUUCAUCCCAUUUGAAAACACAUUUGAGGGUGCACACUGGAGAAAAACCAUACAAGUGCGACAUUUGUUUGAUGCAGUUUUCCCAGAAAAAUAAUUUGGACGUUCAUGUGAAAGUACAUACAGGAGAAAAACCUUAGGAGUGCGAAAUUUGUUUAAAGCAGUUUACUGAUAAAACUAAUUUACAAAUACAUUUAAAGGUGCACACUGGAGAAACACUUUACAAGUGCGAAAUUUGUUUAAAGCAAUUUAUUAAUUCAGCUUAUUUGAAAACACAUUUGAGGGUACACACUAGAGAAAACCCUUACAAAUGCGAAAUUUGUUUAAAUCAGUUUACUGCUAAAGCUAAUUUAAAAAUACAUUUGAGAGUACACACUGGAGAAAAACUUUCCAAGUGUGAAAUUUGCUGUAAACAGUUUACUACAAAAGGUUCAUUGAAAACACAUUUGAGAUGUCACAAUCGAGAAAACCCUUACAAGUGAGAAAUUUGUUUAAUGCAGUUUACUGAUAAAAUUAAUUUAAACAUAUAUUUGAGAUCGCACAUUGGAGAAAAACUUUACAAGUGUCAUAUUUGUUUUUAAGUAGUUUUCUCGAAAUAUUACGUUCAAAUGACAUCUGAAAGUACAUACAAGAAAUAAUCUUAAAAUGUGAAAUUUGUUUUAAAAGAUUUUUUUGAUUUUAAAAGAUAAAGUUUGAAAUUUAAUUUAACUGAAUAUAUGCAAGUUCAUCUUGGAGAGACUGUAGGGUUGUUAAUUAUAGUAUUUUUUAAAGAAAGAGUAGUAUUUUAUUUUUCUUGGCAAAGUAGCGUCAUUCUUCAUCAAUAUUUAUCUCGAAUUUUCUGCCUUAUUAAGAGUGAAAAAUUGCUUUGGAAAAAAAUAGGAUAAACUUGCGGAAAUUUACAAAUAUAUUUUGAAGUGCACUUUCCGUUUUUGAAGUAUUUAAGAAGUCAUUCUUUAUGUGAGUCAAUGGAAAAUAAUGCACUUAUACAUAUCGUCCCUACCAUUUCCAAUUGUCGAAUGUGAAAAAUCGGGGUUUCCAGAUUUCAUACCUUGUCCUUGCAUUCGACGUAAUACACCUUGUAGCAAAAUAUCGAAAUUGUAGCUUGAUAAGGAACGCGGGAAAAUUUUGUUUAAACCAUCGAAUAUGAACAUUUUGUCAUUUUGUUUUGGUCAAAAUAUCGAUUAUACUGCAAACUGACGAAAAUGAAAUAUUCGAUACUUUUGUUUUGUAUAAAUAUGUAUAACUAAAGGCAUAUUUUGUACGCAAACAAAGUCAACCGCUUUUUCUUUUUAUAUUUUAAGCACGCAACAUAAAAAACAUAACAACACUGUCAAACCGAAAUAUUUUGUUUCAUGAUCAUAGUUGACAUUUGCGGCUGCGGCUAUAUUCUGGAUUCUGGUUGCCUUUUAGAUGUUCAUGUUUUCUUACAGAAUACAGUUUUCUUACAACUUACAGUGCUUUCUUAUAGAAUUUAAAUUUACGGGCACUUACAAUUUAUAGUGAUUUCAAUUUUCACUUUUUGAGUGUAAAAUUAUCAUUGAAAUACACAAAAUCAGGUCUAAUCAAAUGGAAGUAAAACAAGAAAAUAGCGAGGGUGUGUGUAAAGUAGAAGUAGAGUAUAAUGUGUUGAAUAAUGCUUUUUUGGAUGGCUUUAAAUGUAAAACCCAGGAAGAAUCAAAUAGGCAAAGUACAUGUAAUUAUUUAGACUUAAAGGAACAUACUAAAAUAGAACAAGAUGGUAAUAAACUUAAUUCAUGUAGUGAAAACCAAAAAGGCAAAAGUAUAGAGAAAGUGCCGAUGAAGUUGGCCAUAAACGUCAUGUCAAAUUUGUGUUUGCGGUAUUGCCAUGUCCUUAUUAUGUAUAUGUUUUAUGCCUCAAAUAUCCUUUGAAAAAGUACAUUUUUAUUAUUUUAUGAAAUUGGGUAUUUUUUAAAUUGAUAUAAAACACGAACGACUGAAUAUUUGUUUCUUAUGAUAUUAGUUGUAGUUAGAUAUUAGAAAAACAUAUGGACAGAAAACGAUGGCGGUCGAAAUGCGAGAAACGGCAGAGGCUGUAGGAACCUCGCUUAUAUAUAUAUAUAGAAUAUUAGAAAAAAAAAAUUAUAAUUGGUCUUUGGUAGAUUAGCAAAUAAACUUGGCAAUACUGUCAAAACUUUGAAAACACUAGCUGCCACACUGCAACAGAUGUUCAGCAGAUUUCAAUUUUAUGACUGUUUUCUUAUAAUUUUGGGAUGAAAUGGUACCUGAAUAAAUGCUUACACAAUCAAAGUUAAUUUAAAUUAUAAUAAAUUAAUUAAUCUUUUUUUAAAAACUUAAAAAGAAUGUUUAGUAACUUAAACAGGCAACUUAGAAAUACAAAUAUACUCUACACUACCUUCCACAAUACAAAUUAUGGUAAAAAUGUGCCAAUGUACACAAUAUUGCGUACUUAAAUAUAAAUAAAUUCAUUAUCAUCUUUAACAUAUCAAAUAGCAAACUUAAAGAAACAAUUCUUGGUAUCAUAAAGUAAAUUUAUUAUUUUUUAUCUUUUAUUUUGUUAAUUAUCUUUUAAUUUAUAAAAUAUACAUUGUAAUGGGAGUUUUCUGUCAAAUAAAUAAAUAUUAUUGUUUUUUUGUGUUA
Molecule: messenger RNA, 3925 nt
Organism: Diabrotica balteata
Lineage: Eukaryota; Metazoa; Arthropoda; Insecta; Coleoptera; Chrysomelidae
Source: the annotation of a GenBank genome assembly